Messenger RNA from Heterobilharzia americana, 1620 nucleotides. The record is from the annotation of a GenBank genome assembly. Lineage: Eukaryota; Metazoa; Platyhelminthes; Trematoda; Strigeidida; Schistosomatidae.
CAAAGUUCCAAGUUUAAAAAGUGAGUUGUUUUUCGGCUGUCACCGCGGUAUAAGGCUUGAUUUCGUCAUUUCAUAAAUCUUGAAGCUCAUCUGAGGUGUCUGGAACCAUAUAAAUGUCAGAUUUGCUGAAGGAAUGCAAUAAGUACUUCUACACGAAGAAUCUAUAUGAAGUUCUAGGGGUGGCUAAGGAAUGUCCAAAAACAGAACUUCGUAAGGCUUUCUAUAAGCUCUCUCUGCUUCAUCACCCUGAUCGCCAUAACAGCGAUUCAAAAUCUGAUGCAACGAAGCGCUUCCAAGUACUAUCAAGAGUUUAUUCCUACAUGGAAGAUGAUGAAAAACGUAAAGUAUAUGAUGAGGCAGGUAUCAUUGAUGAAGAGGAUGCGAUUACAAACAAAUCUUAUGAUGACUGGGCUAAAUACUGGCAACUUUUGUUCCCAAAAAUAACUGCUGCACAGAUUGAUGAAUAUUGUAAAAAAUACAAGGGCAGUGAACAAGAAACUGAAGAUUUAACUAAACUCUACAACCGUUCUAAGGGAGAUAUGGAUAUUAUAAUGGAGUCAUUAAUUUUCACAUCUUAUCAAGAUGAAACCAGAGUUCGAAGUCUCAUUGAUAAACUAAUAUCUGAAGGCAAAGUUAAAGCUUUCAAGAAUUAUACGCACGAACGCCCCGAGAAAGCUGCAGGAAGAGCUAAGCGGGCACUGGAGGAAGAGAAGCGGUUUGCAAGGGCAGAGAAGAAUAAAAGGCAAAGGAAGGACGAUGGCGAUAAGACUGACCUAGAUUCGUUAGCUAGGGCAAUUCAAGCUCGACAUGAAAAUGUAUUACAGUCAUCAGAAAACUUUCUAGAUAAGAUCGUGCAGAAAUAUAGUUCAAAGCAGCCUUCAACUAAAAAACAAGUUUCUAAAUCUUCAAAGAAGAAAAAGUAAUAAUCACUAACAGUUAUAUUUUGUCAAACGGUUGGUAGUACUGAAAAAGCACUUCCAUAUGUAUAUACACGUUUACGUAUUCUUCUGACUUUCAACCCUCUGUGAAGAAAGGGAGAUAAAAGGAAGUAAUAAGUUAAUACUAACGUGUUUAGUGUAAGAUGACUAUAUAUCGAAUAAACACUUUUAUAAAACAAACCCUUGAGUAAAACACUGUCUAUUGAUGUGGUUCGUAGUGAUAAAAAAAGCAGCUUCGAUUAUGUGGCUACAGGGAAACGAGUCAUGCUAAAUGAGAACGUUGACAAGAUGCAGGGUCAUCUAGACGCCUCAAGAUGCGUUCCUCAACUGGUUUGCGUCGAUAUCUCGUUCGAAAAUGGGGAGACGAGUGUGGCUGGGUGUGUUGACUACUUCACUUACUUGAGGAUUCGAAUCAGAACUAGUUGGUCAGCCAGCUGGUGAAAUCCGUAUGAGGAUACAAAAGGCUCAUUUGGCGUUGGCACCAUUUAUUAUGGGCCAGAAAAGUCAGACUGCCUACUUGAAGGGGUGUACUGAACAUGUGGCCACUCUCUUCUAUUUUAUGGCUUUGAAACGUGAUGUUGAAGGACAUGAAAAUGUCUCAGGUGUUCAAUCACCGUUGCCUUCAAAGCGUUGGUGGUUUCACACCAAGUAAUGUAAAGUUUAGAUGUAGUCUUAGGCAGAG